GAUUCAGUUCUUGAACGACUGCUGGCCGUGUUGGUAGCAUAUCGCGGAACGCUGCUUUUAAACUUUAUCGCCGGAGUCGAAAGUCGGAGGCGGCAGACGCCGCGUUUGCUUUUUGGAAGACGUUACUUUGUUCGGUUUAUGGACAUUUGUGAAAUGAAAAACAAAAACACAAUCAACCAAAACAGAAAAGCAAAAAAGCAAAAGCAAAUCGCACACGAAGAUCAACAAAGUGAAAUUUAGUUUUGAAUGCGAUUCGAAAAUUAAUUGGCAAGAAAGGCAUAAAUGAUUGCAAAUUAAGCGUAGUUUGUAAAGAUAUCGCCACAACAAAUACAAAUAAUAAAAGAAAACAAGUUUAUAAGGUGCAAAACGAAACUAAUAAUACUUAUAAUUGAAAUCAAUAUCAUUAUUACAAAGUGCAAAUCUGCUUGUGUAUAAAUAAAAAAAAUCUUAAUUAUAAAGAAAAUAAUCAAACUAAACGCAAAGUAUUCAAAAGCUCAACGGCAAUUCUCUCAGUGUGCUCCAACAACAAGGAAGCUCAUGCAUGAAGCCCAAACAGCUCAAGUCAUGAAGUUGCCGUUGUAUUGCGUUUAAUCCUAGCCGGUCAGCAGCAAUCCUUUUAGUCCAACCAUUUUCAGUCCCACAGCAAUAUGUUCAGUCUGUUGAGCAGCUCUCAGAUCUAUGGCCUACCGCAAACAACAACAACAACGGAUCAAACGACAUCUCCGGAUGACAGUGGCACUGGCCAAAAGAAAAGCAACAGUCUGCCCCAUAAGAAUCACAAGCAACAACAGCAACAAGAACAACAACAUCGACGAUCAACGAGCAGUUUGAGUGAUACUGGUGGCAAGUUCUUUGCCAAUCUAAGCGCCAAAUCACCUAGCCAAUUUAUUGAGAAAUUCAUCAAAAGCGAACUUCUUAACGGUUACGAUACCCUCAAGUGUCAGGCAGGUGGAAAGUCACCCACGGAAAAGGACAAAUCCACGGCGGAUAGCAGUCCUUUGUAUAGCAACCUGCAAACCGAUUGGGCUGGAUUCAGUUGUCUACAGGGCAGCUAUCGCAGUCACGGCGACUCUGAGUUCUAUGAGGCCGUACAGGUCAAAUCUUCCAGUCCCAACAACAACAACAACAACAACAGCAACAACAACGAAGUGAAUAUGCGUUCCAAGUCAUCAAAUGGUGCGGCAACCCUACAGCAUUAUCAAAAGCUGCCAGAGCCCAGCUUGGAGGUCAAUUUCAAUACCCAAGCUGCUGGACAUACGCCUGCUUAUAAGAAACUUGGAUUCGGAGCGAGACUACAGAAACAGAGUACAGAGCAUAACUCAGACAACUCGCAAUCCUCGAGAAACACACGCAGCAGCAGCGAAGUGCAACGUAGUUCCUCCGGCUCUAGUUCAUCAGGUGCUCCUCCAUUGGCAACGGCUGCCACAUCACCGGAGCGCCUGCAACGUCGUCGAUUGCUGCAAAUGAUCUCCAACUACGAUCAGCAGAACAAGCAGCUGCAUCGGGAACUGGCCAAGGAGAAGCGUCGUCGCACCGAGGAACUGGCCUGUGUGGUCAAGUCGCUGCUCUGCUUCGAGUCCAAGUUGAAGAAUGACAUGAAGACGGUCAAUCAGCGUCUGUUGGAUCGCGAUACUGAGAUCUGUCGUCUGUUGCGCCAGAAUCGUGCACUGCGCAAGCGUCUGGUCGAUCAUCAGCGGGACGAGGGCAUGGUUGCCGAUCAGGAGACGAAUGUCGAUCUGGAGGAGAAGCAUGUGGAGGAGUGCCUGAUCCUCGAGGCUUUGCAAUGCAACAAUUGCCGCAAGCAAUUCUAUGACAUUGAGCUGAGAGCCAACGGCACACAGACAUCUCUCAAGGAACUGGGCGUUAGCGCCAAAGCGGAGCACGCCUCUUCCAGCGAUGACACCGUCUCAUCGUCGUUCUAUGGCGCCAGACGCAGUGUGCGUUACACGAGCAAACGAACCGCGGGCACGUUUCGGGAUUACAUGCGAUCCCGGGCGAUGCACAUCGAUGAUGCGGCACUGGAGCAGCAGUCGGAGGAGAACACGAGCAGCGUCAGUCGCGAGGACUCCCAGACGAGCUACGAGCAGUUGCACAACUAUGCCAGAGCCAUGGAGCGUAUGCACGGCGUGAAGGCAACCCUACAGGAUGGCGACUACUCUGAGCAGAGCAGCCUGGAGCUGGAGCAGCAACAGCAGCAGCUGCAGCGUCGCCGCAACAGUUCCGCCUCCAGUCGGAGCAGCAAGACGACAUCCUCGGUGGCAGCGCAAUUGGAGGAGGAUGAUGGCAUCUUCUCGCCCACGCAGGAUGACGAGGAUUUCGAUGAACUGGAUGCGGAGCAGGAGCAGCAGCUAAUGUCCCGUGGUGCUAUCAAAAUUGUGCAACGUCGCUGUGCCGAAUUCUCCGAGGCGUCACCGAAGCAAAUCUAUGAGACGACCACAGAUGAUUGGUAUGCCAGUGCCUCGGAUCAGGAGGAGCUCAGUACGGCACCAACAGCGGCCAAACCAUAUGGUCAGGGUGCCGUGAAUCCCGUGCUGGAGUGCGUCAAUCAGAUACUGCUGCAGCAAUCCAUGGAGGAGACAUUGCGUGAGCCAAUCACCACGCCCAAAUCCGCUAUGGCACCCAAAGGAUCCACCAAUCUGCCACGUCGCAGCUCGUUGAGCGGACGCAGCGGAACAAAUGGACGGAAGCGUGUACACUUCUCCACAAAGAACAGCAUGGUGCAUGUGCCACGUCACGAGGAUGUGGAGGAAUCCCAUACCGACGAACUGAUCUCACACUAUCAUCCAAUGGCAGCUGCCGCUGUUCCCGUUCCGGGAGACACCUUAAACUACGAGAGCAUCUAUAGCAAUGAGUAUGAGCCCAUUGGGUCGGAGCGUGCCUCCAACCUGUAUGUGGACAUGGCUGCCGCAGCAGCCGAUGGUAGCGUUGCCAUUGCCAAGACGCCACAAAAAUUGCCGCCCGCUUUGCCGCCGAAGCCGGCGAAUCUGUUGAAAUUCAAGAAAUCGCUGCAUCAGCUCGAGGAGAUUGAGGAUGAGGGCGACUGUGCCGUGUCCACGACAACAACCAGCGAGCCGGAUUACUGUUCCAUAGCCGAGGUGGGCGUAACAAGCGUACAAAUUGUCGCCGAUGUCCACAAGGCGCCCGAAUCGAGCACGCCCACGGAACCAGAUCGAGACCGAGAGCAGGAGCGAGAACAGGAGUCGAGGAAUCCCAAUUGCUCCGAUGAUGAUGCCUGCUCGGCGGCCGCCUCGCACAAGACUGAGGAAAUCGAAGAGAUUUUCGCCGACAUACCAAAGCUACCAAAUGUGGCGGCCAUCAUAGCGCCCAAGCAAUCCACAGACUACAUAUUGAUGGCACCCAAAACGCUGCGUCUCCAGCUGUCGUCCAGCUCCGGAAACACGCAGACCAUGCCGUCCCAAUACAAGCGCAAGCAUGUGCCCAACAUCCUGGCUGAGAUUAACAAACGGAUGAGCUUGCCCAGUUCACCGACCACGCCCACAACGCCCAAAAGUUUGCCAACAACGCCCACAUCGAAAUCGCUGCUCCAGCUGGCGGAUGCAAGCGGCGGACUUCCGCUCCAGGCCGAGUUCGAUUGGUAUAAUCUGGAUGCGGAGUACGAUAGAAGCAACGACGCACCAAAGUGUUCACAAAACGAGGGCAUGCUGGAGGAGAUAAGCGAGGAUAACGAGUGCUUGGUCACUGCAGCCGAUGAAUACAACCUGGAUGAGGAAUUUCAGCUGCAGCCCGAACAGGAUGAGGAAGACCAGGAGGCGGAGGAGGAGGAGGAGGAGGAGAAGAAGGACCAAGUGGUACAACACAAAGCGGAGCCAGCAAAGGCAAAGCAAAUGAAAAAGAAUUUGGCCAGUUUCGAGAAAUUCAUCGAGGGAUCAGGAUUAAGCACCAAACCAUUGCCGAGCAAACGCAAAAUAUACUUUAAUGCGCCCUUCGUCUAGAUCACCAGUUCCCUAGAUAUACCUACUAAAUUUAUAGAAGUAUAUCAACCUAUAAUAUAAACUAAAUAUGUCAUGUGUAUAACGAAUUUAAGUUUUUUUAUGUGUUCCGUCUUUUUGUUUAGUUCUUAAGUUGGCAAAGUAUUAAAAUGUUUAGAAAAUUUUUAAUUAAAUAAACGCAAAACAUUAAAAGCAA
Messenger RNA from Drosophila innubila, 4146 nucleotides. RefSeq lists its product as uncharacterized. Lineage: Eukaryota; Metazoa; Arthropoda; Insecta; Diptera; Drosophilidae. The coding region runs from base 648 to 3953 and encodes 1101 amino acids. The record is from RefSeq and is a predicted model, not a curated record. The transcript is spliced from 5 exons.